UGUAAUGCUGGGAAUCGAUGCUUAGCCGCUCGUCUCGACUCUCGAGUUGAUGUAUCUUUCAAUGUCUAUCUUUCAUGGAUGAAUCAUGCCUGGAGUUAAAUGUUUCUCCUUCUUCCCUGAAAGCCUGAAAGAUUUUGCUUCGUUUUAGCUUCCAUGGUCGAGUUAAAUGACGGUUAUCGUAACCCCACCUUACUUUUUGAAAGUAAACCCACGUUUCCCUUCUCUAUUCCUAAUCGCUUCUUGCAGAAAAACCAUGGUGAGCACCAGCAGCAACAAGGAUCCAGGAACCUUCAUCACUGUCACUGAGAAAGCCACUUUCGAAAAGGAAAUUAAACGUAGCAAAUUCAUAGCGAUCGCCGGACACAUUUCCGACGAGCCCUCUGCUCGAUCAUUUCUCGCCCAGGUUCGGGAUCCCAAAGCCACUCACAAUUGUUGGGCUUAUAAGAUUGGAGAUCAAUUUCGGAGCAGUGAUGAUGGUGAACCCUCUGGUACGGCUGGCAAGCCGAUUUGCUCCUCUAUUUUUUCAUCGGGAAUUGACAGGGUCAUGGUGGUUGUCAUCAGGUAUUUUGGAGGGAUAAAACUAGGCACCGGAGGAUUAGUCAGGGCUUACGGAGGAAUAACCAUGGACUGCUUAAAAAGUGCCUCAACUUGUGAAGUGAAAUCAAAAGUUCCUAUUGGUAUUGAGGUGCCCUUUGAUCUAUUUGGGGUUGUAUACCAUCAGUUACAAUCAUUUCAAGUUGAGGAUAUCAAGCAGGAUUAUGAUACUGGUAAAGACAGCAGCACCAUGAUCACUUUCAAAGUUGAUUAUGACCGGGUGAAGGGUCUGGAGGAUGCAAUCAAAGACAAUUGCAGCAGAGAUAUAGUGUUCUAUAAGCGCUAAAGCAGAUUUAAGAGAUCCAAUCCCCUGUUAUUUUUGGUGUUCUCAUGGACAGUUCCCAAAGCCAUUUCAUUGCUUUCUUCUUUGCUUUGUUCAAUUCAUUUGGUACAGGUGGGACCAAGUCUAUAGUAGGAAACUUUUUGGGGUUGCUUUAAUGACAAAGUCUUCAGUUGGUUGCUUAA
Messenger RNA from Telopea speciosissima, 1059 nucleotides. Its product is annotated as IMPACT family member in pol 5'region. The transcript is spliced from 6 exons. Lineage: Eukaryota; Viridiplantae; Streptophyta; Magnoliopsida; Proteales; Proteaceae. The record is from RefSeq and is a predicted model, not a curated record. Bases 167 to 880 code for a protein of 237 amino acids. Gene Ontology annotation, cellular component: cytoplasm. Gene Ontology annotation, biological process: regulation of translational initiation.